AUGGUCGCCCGACCUCCUCGGCCGCCCUUCCAUUUGGCAGAGGUGCUCCCGAAGUUUGUUGUGUGGUCGGAGCAGCCAGCUGGCACCUGGCUCCAGCUUCCGUGCUCCUUCGCCGGUGAGCUGUCGGCUGUGGGGCUUGAACGCUUCUGGCUGCAAGCUGACGGCUGCUCAGCAAGGCCUCGGGCCACGGUGGAGGUUCCUGCCGUAGGCAACGCAGUCCUGGCCCGCGGCUGGCAGACAUUUGCCCGCGCGCGCGGCUUGAGCAGGAGGUGCACCCUCCACUUCAAAGGAAGCACUACAUUAUGGAAUGGAGGGGUACUAUACAUCCAAUAUAAUCAAGCAUGCACCCGGACGAACUUCUGGGGCCCACCUGCAGCUACCAGUCCCCAGCGCGCGGAGAGGGUGGUGGACCUGGCUUCAUGGGCUCGAGCUCGAUGGCUCCCGGCUCAAACGCGCCGGCCCGGAGCCGCGCGUCGCCUCCCUCCUCGGAGCGCCGCCGCAGGCCACCAGCUCCACGCGCUCCUCACCAAGCAUGGCCUCCUCCACCACCCGGCCUACCUCCGCGCCGUCCUCUCCCGACUCCCUGCCUCCCCGUCGUCCCUCGCCUUCCUACUCUCCGCCCCUCCGGGCGUUCUCUCCCAGUCCCUCUUCUGCCCGGUCAUCGCCGCAUUCUCCUCCUCCCCCGUUCCUCACUUCUCGCUCGUCAUCUUCAACCACGUCUCCUCCCUCUCCAUCCCCACUCCGCUCCCCACCUUCCCCGCCCUCCUCAAAUCCUGCGCCCGGGCUUUCAAGCUGCGCUCUGGAGCCAGCGCGUCCUCUGAGGCCUUCGCCUUCAAGGGGCUGGAGUUGCACUGCCGCGUCCUAAAGCUGGGCUGCGGUGCGGAUCGCUACGUGCAGAACGCGCUCGUGUCCAUGUACGGCAAGCUCGGCCGUCUCAGGGAGGCGAGGAGGGUGUUCGACGAAAUGCCUGUUAGGAACGCCGUUUCCUGGAACGCCCUAGUGGGUGCGCACGAUGUGGCGGGUGAUUCGCAUGGUGCAGAGCGAUUGUCUCAGGAAACGCCUGACCGGAACAUUUCAUGGUGGAACGCCGAGAUCGUGCGGAAUGCGAGGGCUGGUGAUAUGGAGGAGGCAUCGCGGGUCUUCAGUGAGAUGCCUGACAGGGACGUUGUGUCAUGGAACUCCUUGAUCGGUGGCUAUGUGAAGCUCAGGAGGUACAAGAAAGCAUUGGAGAUCUUCCAAGAGAUGCAGGACAAUGGCAUCGAGCUGACCGAGCUAACACUUGUGUCUGUUCUUGGGGCAUGUGCAGAGAUUGGCGAGGUGGAGCUUGGGAAGGGUGUCCACAGUUACCUGGAUAGCAAGGGCAUUGCGGCUGAUGGUUAUGUUGGUAACGUGCUCGUUGAUAUGUAUGCGAAAUGCGGCAGAUUGGACCUUGCCAUGCAAGUCUUUGAAAGCAUGUCAACCAGGGACAUUACUUGCUGGAAUGCAAUGAUUGUUGGGUUGUCGGUUCAUGGCUACUCACACAAGGCUCUGAAGCUCUUUGAUUCGAUGAAAGUUGAGCCUGAUCAUGUCACAUUUCUUGGUGUCUUGAUUGCCUGCAGCCAUGGUGGCCUAGUGGACGAGGGGAGAUCAUAUUUUAGCAGCAUGGCUGCAGACUACAAAAUUGUGCCGGAUGUGAAGCAUUACGGGUGCAUGAUAGACAUGCUCUGCCGCUACGGUAAAGUUGCAGAAGCAUAUCAAAUGAUGGAUGAUAUGCCCGUCAAGGCAAACUCUGUGCUCUGGAAGAUGGUGUUGGCUGCAUGCCGAGUGCAUGGGCAAAUGGACCUUGCUAAAAAGGCUUUCCACAAAUUGCAUGAGCUGAUGCCCGCUGAUGAUGGGGAUGUCAUCACGAUAUCCAAUGUUUAUGCAGAAGCAAGGAGAUGGGACGACGUUGAGCAUCUGAGAACGAGGAUAACCGAACACGGUGUUUGGAAGCACGCCGCACACAGUCAAGUUGAUGUUCCGUAGCUAAUAUUUAGAGCGAAGAAUGACCGAAUUCAGUUCCAGAAGUCUGAUUCGUCAACCUGAGUACAGCCAGGCCGCAGCUUCAAUAGGCUGUGUGUUGCCGCUUCUAAGCUUCCAAGUGAAGAACGAAGAGAAACGUCAAGUUAGUAACCAUGCUGAGUUCAUUUAUUCUGUUAUUAAGCUGAGAGGACCUUGUUAUUAAGCUGAAAAUGGCCUGUUUUAAGAUGGAGCACUGGUGACCUUGAAAAGCUUAAUUUCCUUUGCUGGAGCUACUUAAUCGAGUUCGCAAAUAUUCCGCUUGAUUCUUGUGAGUGAAGGUGAAGGCCAUGCUAGAUGUUACAGCAUUCCAUUUUUAUAGCCUCACGUCAUUGAAACAAGAUGUCACAAAUGAUAUGGUUUUGUGUCCA
Molecule: messenger RNA, 2408 nt
Organism: Triticum urartu
Lineage: Eukaryota; Viridiplantae; Streptophyta; Magnoliopsida; Poales; Poaceae
Source: RefSeq, a predicted model, not a curated record